Messenger RNA from Bradysia coprophila, 1388 nucleotides. RefSeq lists its product as uncharacterized. NCBI's taxonomy places the organism in Eukaryota, Metazoa, Arthropoda, Insecta, Diptera, Sciaridae. The record is from RefSeq and is a predicted model, not a curated record. Gene Ontology annotation, molecular function: oxidoreductase activity, acting on paired donors, with oxidation of a pair of donors resulting in the reduction of molecular oxygen to two molecules of water. Gene Ontology annotation, biological process: lipid metabolic process.
UUGCAGCACUAAGCCAAAAAUAAUAAUCCAAAAAAAGCAUAAAAGUUUAAAAAUUGGCGUUUCAAUUGUCUCAUUACAAUCGCAUUACAAGGCACAAGGUUUCUAUAAAUGUGACCGAAUAAUGUCACCGUUAAAUUAGUUUAAAAUUGUCUUACUACAACAGCAGACAAUGCAGACAGAAACAGAUCGCACCGACGAACAAAAAAAUGAUGAAACAAAUGUGUUGCUGGAGGCAGGAUACAAUUACGUAGAAGGAACGCCACAACCACAACCAAUUUGUCGGCCAGCAUUCACCUUAAUCGAAUUGAGAAAUGCUAUUCCACCGCAUUGCUUCGAACGUAGUAUGGUCAAAUCGUUUGGCUAUUUAUUGAGAGACGUUGUGACUAUCAUUUCGUUGUUGUGCUGUUCGUUCAUUAUUUUUGAGCAUCAAUCAGUACCAUUCUGUUUUACAGCCAUUGCAUAUCCUGUUUAUUGGUUUGUUCAAGGCAGUUUCUUGUUUGGUGUGUGGGUUUUGGCUCAUGAGUGUGGCCACGGUGCAUUUUCUGAGAGUGAUUGCGUCAACGAUAUUGUUGGAUUAAUUGUGCACUCAGCAUUAUUGACUCCCUACCACAGUUGGAAAAUAACACACCGAAAACAUCAUUCGAACACAAGCAGUUGUGAGAAUGACUUAGCCUUUGUUCCGUUCACAGAACAGGAGAUUUCGCAAUCACCUUGGUCCCAUCAUCUUCUGAACGAUAGUCCACUGUUUAACUUGGUCAAAGCCAUUUAUUUCUUACUACUGGGAUGGCCCGCGUAUUUAGGCAUAAACGCAUCUGGUCCAAGCAAAUAUCGAAAUAGACCAAACAGCCACUUUAAUCCAAAUGCAGAAUUCUUUUCAUCGACCAAUCGCCGCAGCGUAAUUUUAAGUGAUAUUGGAUUUGUUCUAGCACUGGCAGCUAUUGGUUACUGCGUCUACAUUUUCAAUUUUUUCCUUGUCUGGCGCCUGUACAUUGUUCCGUAUCUCGUGAUGAAUGGAUAUCUCGUACUGAUAACACUGUUACAUCACACCGACACCUAUGUCCCACAUUUCCGAAGUAGGGAGUGGUCCUGGUUAAGAGGCUCGCUUUCCACGAUUGACCGAUCAUAUGGAACAUUUUUGGACACAGUUCUACAUCACAUAACCGAUACUCAUGUGUGCCAUCACAUUUUUUCGAAAAUGCCGUUCUAUCAUUGUGUUGAGGCGACCGAAGCAAUCAAACCAAUUCUAGGGAAUUAUUACUUAAGGGAUGAAACGCCAAUAUUAGUUGCAUUAUGGCGGGCGAUUACACAUUGCAUUUAUGUUCAGAAUGACGGUCAGGUGGUGUUUUACAAGAAGAGUUUGACAAAUAAAUAAUUUUCACAUGCGGUAA